AUGGAAAAAAUCCUUAAAAUUACAUUCCCUUCUUCCAGAUCGUUGUCGCAACUUCAAAAGAUGGUCCAUGAUAUUAAGAACAAUGAAGGUGGAAUAAUGAACAAAAUUAAAAAGCUGAAAGGCAAAGCCCCUCCCAGCGUUCCUCAAAGGGACUAUGCUUCAGGGUGCGCUGCUGAUGAAGAGGACCAGUGGUCAGACGACUUCGAUAAUGAUUAUGAAAAUCCAGAUGAGCAUUCGGACUCAGAGAUGUACGUGAUGCCGGCGGAGGAGAACGGGGAUGACAGUUAUGAGCCCCCUCCAGCCGAGCAGGAGAUGAGGAUGGUUCACCCAGCCCUGCCCUUUGCCAGGGGCGAGUACGUAGAUAAUCGUUCAAGCCAGAGACAUUCUCCUCCCAUCAGCAAGACCCUUCCCAGUAAGCCCAGCUGGCCAUCAUCAAAAGCAAGGCUCUCCUCCACUCUGCCAUCCUCCUCUUCUCUUCAGAAGCCUCAAGUCCCACCUAAGCCCAAAGAGCUACUGGAGGAUGAGGCUGAUUAUGUAGUUCCUGUCGAAGAUGAUGAUGAAAAUUAUAUUCAUCCCACAGAAGGCAGUUCACCUCCACGUGAGAAAGCUCCCAUGGUGAACAGAUCAACCAAACCAAGUAAGUCUUCACCAGCCUCUCCACCAGCACUAGCUUCAGGUCGAAACAGUGGGAUCUGGGAGUCCACGCUACCAUGUUCACCUGUAGCACCAUGUCCACUACCAAGAGCUGGAAAGAAGCCAAUUGCAUCACUGAAGGCAGCACCAAUUACCUCUCAACAAAAUGCAUCAAGUGCUUGUGAAGGAAAGCCUAUUCCUGCUGAACGUCAUCGAGCGUCUAGUCACAGACAAGAGGCGGGACAGUCACCAGUGUUGACCCCUGUCCAGAAGCAAAUUCAUCAAAAACCCAUACCUCUGCCAAGAUUUCCAGAAGGGGGAAGUCCAACAGUAGAAGGACAAUUACCCAACUUCACGUCUAAUUUCAGUUUGUCAGAACAGGAAGCUGAUGUUCACUGUAAACCAUGGUAUGCUGGUGCCUGUGACCGCAAGUCUGCUGAAGAGGCUUUGUACAAGUCAAACAAGGAUGGAUCAUUUCUCAUUCGGCAAAGCUCGGGUCAUGAUUCCAAACAACCUUAUACCUUAGUUGUAUUCUUUAACAAGCGAGUAUAUAAUAUUCCUGUGCGAUUUAUUGAAGCCACAAAACAGUAUGCUUUGGGAAGAAAGAAAACUGGUGAAGAGUACUUUGGAAGUGUUGCAGAAAUAAUCAAGAAUCACCAACACAGUCCUCUGGUUCUCAUCGACAGUCAGAAUAACACAAAGGAUUCCACGAGACUGAAAUAUGCAGUUAAAAUUUAA
Molecule: messenger RNA, 1371 nt
Organism: Elephantulus edwardii (Cape elephant shrew)
Lineage: Eukaryota; Metazoa; Chordata; Mammalia; Macroscelidea; Macroscelididae
Gene: BLNK
Product: B-cell linker
Exons: 18
Coding region: 1-1371 (456 amino acids)
Biological process (GO): intracellular signal transduction; cell surface receptor protein tyrosine kinase signaling pathway
Cellular component (GO): cytoplasm
Source: RefSeq, a predicted model, not a curated record